Molecule: messenger RNA, 1924 nt
Organism: Centropristis striata (black sea bass)
Lineage: Eukaryota; Metazoa; Chordata; Actinopteri; Perciformes; Serranidae
Gene: ddb2
Product: damage-specific DNA binding protein 2
Exons: 11
Coding region: 253-1749 (498 amino acids)
Biological process (GO): DNA repair; response to UV
Cellular component (GO): Cul4-RING E3 ubiquitin ligase complex; nucleus
Molecular function (GO): damaged DNA binding; protein binding
Source: RefSeq, a predicted model, not a curated record
AUAAAUAAAGACCCUCAACUGAAAGCUAAUCCAACAUCAGUUUGUAGUCCUACCUGAACAACAAACAUGGCGGCAGGAGUGAUAAACACUGACCCCUACCGUCCAUCAGCUGUAAUACACACAAGUUACAAAACACAGAGGUGCAGCCCUUUACACACUCACGUGUAGUGCUGCGUUAUACAAACACCCGAGUUCCUGCUGGUAAUCUGCAGCAUUAAACACUGAACAGCACUGAGUUUUUUGGGAGGAGAAAUGAAAACGAGACCGACGACGUCAGCAAAUGCAUCUGAAUCAAAGGGCAAAGGCAAGAAAAGAGCCGGAGAGAAGUCUGGUUCAACUCUCGCCAAAAAACUACGAGACAGAAAAGAUGGAGACACAGCUAAACAAGGGUUUGCUGUCAAGUCUGCAGGAGUCCAGAAGAGAGGAGGGUACGGGAGCAUCCUGCACUAUAUUUACAAGAGCACUCUGGGGCAAAGUCUUAACUCACAGAUGAGACAGUGUCUGCAGGAACCUUUUGUCCGCUCGCUGGCGUCUUAUCAUUUCUACGGUGCUACCAGCCCCUUCGACCGCAGAAUCACCUGUCUGGAGUGGCAUCCCACUCAUCCCACCACACUGGCUGUGGGCUCCAAGGGUGGUGACAUAUGUCUGUGGGACUUUGAGGUGCCCACGAAGCAAACCUUUCUUCAAGGGAACGGAGCAGGGGACUUUAUCGGGGGGAUGAAGUUUUGCCCGACUGACCUUUCCAGAGUCUAUGUGGCUUCUGGUGAGGGCAGACUCACCCUGAAGGGCUUUGACGGCCGCGCCCCCACCGUUCUGUACACAACUCAAGACUGUGGCCACGAUCACCACAAUGUCUGUUACUGGUACUGCUGUGUGGAUGUCUCUGUAAGUCGACAGAUGCUUGUGACAGGAGACAAUGUUGGACAAGUUGUCCUCCUGGGUUUGGAUGGCCAAAAGAUUUUCAGUGGUAAGUUGCACAAAGCCAAAGUGACCCAUGCAGAGUUCAACCCUCGUUGUGAUUGGUUGUUGGCGACGGCCUCCGUCGACCACACGGUGAAACUUUGGGACCUGAGAAACAUUAAAGACAAGAACAGCUUCCUCCACGAGAUGCCUCACGAGAAAGCAGUCAACUCAGCCUAUUUCAACCCACUGGACUGCUCCAAGUUGCUCACCACAGAUCAGUACGACCAGAUUCGGGUCUAUUCGUCCCCUAAUUGGUCGACGCCUCAACAUAUCAUCCAACAUCCACACAGACAGUUUCAGCAUCUCACACCCAUCAAGGCCACGUGGCACCCCAUCUAUGACCUCAUCGUGGCGGGCCGCUACCCCGAUGACCGAGUUUGCCCCGGAGAUCAGAGAACAAUUGACAUCUUUGACUCCAACACAGCCGAGCUUGUGUGUCAGCUGCAAGAUCCCACCGCUUCAGGGAUCAAAUCUGUCAACAAAUUUAAUCCAAUGGGUGACGUGAUUGGAUCUGGAAUGGGUGUAACAGCGCUGGUGUGGAAUAGAAACAAUUCACUGAUCAGUGAUGGGCACAAAGCGCAGGACGAAACCAGGACCCCGCUGGAGAGUUUGAGAGUUCAGCGGAGGAGUCGGCAGCAGCAGCAGCGCUCCAGCAGGGACCGGAGAGGUCCUGCUGUGGAUGCAAAGCUCAAAAAGAAACUGGCUUCUCUGGAAGAAUCAGAAACCAAAGCAAAGACCAAGACUGGUUGUACUAAACAAAAACAAGUACAGAUGAGGAAGAAGUAAACUAAAAAAGUGUGGAUCUUUAAUCCAUGUACAUAUACUCUAAGCUUUGUUUACUGUUCGUUGUGUAUCAACUUCAGGGAUUGUUUAAAUGGUUUUUAAAAAAUGUUUCCGAUCUUCUUUUGUAAAGUGUUUUUCUACUGUACUUAAAUAAAAAAAUAUCAUGGUUCAUACAUAA